This is a messenger RNA of Pygocentrus nattereri (red-bellied piranha), 1407 nucleotides long. RefSeq names its product phospholipase A and acyltransferase 3-like. Lineage: Eukaryota; Metazoa; Chordata; Actinopteri; Characiformes; Serrasalmidae. Gene Ontology annotation, cellular component: cytoplasm. Gene Ontology annotation, biological process: N-acylphosphatidylethanolamine metabolic process. The transcript has 5 exons. The coding region runs from base 164 to 670 and encodes 168 amino acids. Gene Ontology annotation, molecular function: glycerophospholipid phospholipase A1 activity; A2-type glycerophospholipase activity. The record is from RefSeq and is a predicted model, not a curated record.
UAAGAGAAGCUCUGCUGCGAUAGCGCGCUGACGCUGUCAUGUCCCUCCUGCUCGGGUGACCGCUUGAUGUUUACAUAUUCGCUCAGAGACAGAGAGGCCAUUCCGGAGCUCUGACCGUGUAUCGGACUCUGACCGACAUAAAGGCACAAUCAGCAGCAAAACAAUGGCGUCAGCCCAAUUUGAUGAGAAGCCAGAGCCAGGUGACCUUAUCGAAAUCUUCCGGGGUGCAUACCAGCACUGGGCUAUUUAUAUUGGUGAUGGUUACGUCAUCCACCUGGCUCCACCUUCUGAGUAUGCCCAAGCCGGCGCCUGCAGUAUGAUGUCCAUCGUGUGUAACAAAGCCAUAGUGAAGAAAGAGCAGCUGUGGGACGUGGUGGGAGAUGACAAGUAUGCCAUCAACAACCUGAUGGAUAAAAAAUACGAGCCUCGUCCUGUCAAUGCUAUCCUCCAAGACGCGCACAGCCUUCUGCGCCAAGAGUUACCCUACUGCGUGUUCAGGGGGAACUGCGAGCAUUUCGUCACUGAGCUGAGAUAUGGGAAGCCAGAGUCUCGACAGGUGCGGGAAACAGUGGAGGUCGGAGUAGGUAUAGGUAUUUUAGCUAUUGCCGUGGGGGUUCUCGCUACUGCCAUAUACAGAUCAGGGAAGAAGGAGAAAAAGAGCACGCAGUGAACUAUGAGAUGAAGAGGAGCUGUAGACACAAAUCACCAGCAGGCCUUUUAAAUGGAUCUAAAGCCUUAAUGCAUUGUACACUUACACAACCGGCCACUACUAUGGAUACUGGAUGUAUAUAGAGAUUUGGUUUUGACUAAGCACAAACAAAUUGUACACUAUUUAUUUUAAAACUCCUUGCAGUGAGAUUUCAUUACAUAUAACACAUAAGAGCAGGUCUCACUCAUAAAAUAUAGACUUUGAUAGACUUGUAAUUCUAAUUAGUUUUCUAUGAGGGAAUCUUUUAAAACUUUUAAAACUUAGCCCUGUUAGGGUACAACAUGUUAAAACUGGGGUUGAAUUGCAGUGGUGGUAUGGGUUUGGAGGAGCGGUGGUCCAGCUUUUUAAAGAAACUUCUUAACUGCUCUUGUUUCCCAGUUCAGGUCUCUCUGUUAAAUUCAACACAAUAAUGUGCUUAAGAAGGGGGGAAAAAACAGCCAAAACGAACACUGCCCCGUCUACAUCAUCAUGGUCAGACAUCAUCUGUGUUUGACAUGCCAUUAGCUCCAGUGAGCUUUAAUUACUGUUUAACAGUAAACAGACUUAUAAAAGAAAACAACUGAUUCAUGAUCAGAAACUACUGUUUGUGUAUUGGUGCUUUGCUUUGGAUUUAUGUAUUAAUUGUUUAAUAUAUUAAGUGUGUACUUUGAUAAUAUAAAAUGUGUAAGUUAAUAUUAAACAGGUUAUGUUUGAUCAUA